AUGUCCAUUAAUAAUUGUAAUGAUAAUAAUAGUAGUGGUGAUAUAUUAAAAGAAUUAAAAGUUAGUGAACUUAAACCUCAUAAUAAUAACAAUUCUUAUUUAUUGAUAUUGAUAGGGAGAUCAAAAUCCGAAAUCACACAGUUGAUAGACUUUGAGACAUUUGAAGAACACCAAAAUGGAUUUGGUGCAGAAUGGACACAUAAGUAUCAGCCAUUAAGAAUUAUUGAAUCUGAACAAAUUGAUGACAUUUACCUUAAAUUGAAUAAAACCCUUGAUUAUAUGAAGAAAUAUGGUAUUGAUAAUGUAAGAGGGAGUGCUUUUUCUAAAGUGAAUUUAUUAACAGAAAAACAGGUUAUUUAUCAAUUACUUUCUUACAUUUUAAAAAACAUUCCAAUGUCUUCUCUUUUAAACACUGCAGCUUUUUGGACUUUAUAG
Messenger RNA from Rhizophagus irregularis DAOM 181602=DAOM 197198, 435 nucleotides. The record is from RefSeq and is a predicted model, not a curated record. Lineage: Eukaryota; Fungi; Glomeromycota; Glomeromycetes; Glomerales; Glomeraceae.